AUGGCCCUGCGCAACGUCUCAGUCCUGUUCGCCAUGCUGCUCAAUCUCGCGCUGGGAAGCGUCCUCUAUGGGAUCUACAUCCUGCUCUUCCUCGUUUCCACCUACCUCUUUGUCCACAGCCGUCAGGUGCCCAGCCCACGACACGGGACCGCAUCCUGGGGGAGUCGCGCUAGCCGCACCGUCAUGGCGCUCAAGUCUCCAAUAUUUGUUUCUAGUCUCGUUCUCUGGCUGGGCAUCACAACUACCUGGACUGUGACCGUUUAUGAUAGCUUCCAGGCCUUUGUGUUGUACCACGAUGGGCUGAAUGCUGAUGGUUACUUCCACCGUUUUUCGAGGACCUCUGGGAUUGUCAAGAAUACCGCAAUUGCAUUAUCACUUGCCAUUGGAGAUGCAAUGAUUAUAUACCGCCUGUCGGUGGUCUGGCCGAACAGGAAAAUCCUCUCAUUGGCUGUUUUGUCAUUUGUGGGAUUGUUGAUCUCUCUUAUUGCCACCAUUGUCAAUGUUACCAAAAUCCAGAGCACUUCAAGAAAUGUGGGGUCUUAUGAUCUGGGUAUCAUACAAGCAUUUUCAAUCAUUUUUCCUGUGUUCUCAGUGGUUACACCUGUCUACUGUACUGCUUUGAUUUCUUAUAGAAUGUAUACAGUCGGCUCAGCAGCCGGUGAUCAUAUUGUUGAUGAGAGGAGCUUGUCUUAUUUUGCUAUUAUAUUGGUGGAAAGCUCUGUCCUAUACACGUGA
Molecule: messenger RNA, 735 nt
Organism: Mycena indigotica
Lineage: Eukaryota; Fungi; Basidiomycota; Agaricomycetes; Agaricales; Mycenaceae
Exons: 7
Coding region: 1-735 (244 amino acids)
Source: RefSeq, a predicted model, not a curated record